AUGGCAUCAAAACAUAGUCGUCUGGAAUUCAAGAUCAUCUGUCACUGUAGUAAAGAAGAGUGUCAUCUCAGACCAGUCAUCCAUGUCCUCAAACACGCCGGUUGUGUCCCCAAACCUAUUCCAUCGUUUGCUUGUUAUGGUACCUGUUCCUCAUAUGUCCAGGUGUCGGGGUCCAAGUUUUGGCAGGUGGAGCGCUCCUGUAUGUGCUGUCAAGAGAUGGGCGAAAGGGAGGCAUCCAUUGCCAUAUUCUGUCCAAAACAAAUCCCACGAUUCCGUAAAAUCCAGACGCGAGCCCCAGUGGAGUGUAUGUGUCGGCCCUGUACUGGGAUUGACGAGAAUGCGGUCCAACCCCAAGAAAUCAUCAAUUUGACACCAAAACAACAGCAAAUUGACUAUGAUGACACACCGACAUGGUGGGCUAUCGCUAACAUAGUCCCACAUCACUCGAUACCUGUGCACUACGAGGGAAAGGGAUUGGAAGACAAAAAAGAAGGACAAUAUGAUAAAGACAGCCAAACCCGUGGGUUCAACAUUGAGACACCGCUUUCGGAUGUGACUAAACCUUCCCAGAGAUCUCUUUCUAUUGCUGUUAAAUGCCAUUCUUUGAACUCAUACUGA
Oppiella nova is the source of this 618-nucleotide messenger RNA. NCBI's taxonomy places the organism in Eukaryota, Metazoa, Arthropoda, Arachnida, Sarcoptiformes, Oppiidae. The record is from the annotation of a GenBank genome assembly.